UGGCCAAACCCACCAGCUAAAAAGACAUACCAUCCACGGAGACCCUAUAUAAGCUCUGACAGUUGUCAAGUGGAAGGCACUGGCUGAUUGCACCCAAAUUGUACAAUGUCUCACGCAUGGGGAUACGCACCGAGCAACGGACCCGACAAAUGGGCUGAUAACUUCCCUAUUGCCAACGGACCCCGCCAGUCUCCCAUAGACAUCCUACCUGGUGAAGCAAAAUAUGAUGCUGCCCUGAAGCCGCUCAAAUUGAAGUACGACCCUUCCACCUCUAUUGACAUUCUCAACAACGGACAUUCAUUCCAAGUGACCUUCGCCGAUGACAACGACAGCUCAACUCUGACUGAGGGGCCCAUCUCAGGCACCUACAGGCUGAAGCAGUUCCACUUCCACUGGGGUGCGUCCGACGACAGAGGCUCCGAGCACACAGUGUCUGGGACCAAGUACGCAUCAGAGCUCCAUCUAGUGCACUGGAACACCAAGUAUCCCAGCUUUGGUGAUGCUGCUAGCAAGCCUGAUGGCCUGGCUGUUGUAGGUGUCUUCCUAAAGGUUGGAGAUGAGAAUGCCCAGCUUCAGAAAGUUCUGGAUGCAUUUGAUGCCAUCCAGGCCAAGGGCAAACAGACCGCCUUCGCCAACUUUGACCCCACAACCCUGCUCCCUGGCUCACUAGACUAUUGGACCUAUGACGGCUCCUUGACCACACCCCCUCUGCUGGAGAGCGUUACCUGGAUCGUCUGUAAGGAGCCAAUCAGCGUCAGCCCCGCCCAGAUGGGCAAAUUCCGUAGCCUGCUCUUCUCGGCGGAAGGAGAGGCGGCCUGCUGCAUGGUGGACAACUACCGCCCCCCUCAGCCCCUCAAGGGCCGCGCCGUGCGUGCGUCCUUCAAAUAAAUCCCUCCCUUCCCCCCAUCCUCUACGGGCCACCUCCCCCCCUCCCCCCCCCCCAACCUCCUCCCCCCUGCUUAGUGAGACACACAGGAGUGCCUCCCCCUGCAGGGAGCUGCAGAGCACACGAAGCCGCCUCCAAAACACCAGAUCCCUGCCGCCCAUUCCUGCAGAGCUGGGCUGCCUCUCUGGAAGAUGAAGCACCGACCAGAGUUGUGUCUUACUGUGCCAUGGUGGACCAGCCGAGUCCUGACGUAGCUAUUUCACAAGACAGGCACUCGGCAGCGUCUUUGUGACAGAUUUACCGGGAUUUUGCAUGUGGUGCCAAUGUUUUAGAGACAUCUCCAUGGCUCUGUAGUUCCUGAUAGUUAGGAAAUGUGUCAGCAUUAUACACAAACAAAGCUUGCGAAGAGGCUGUAAAUGACAGGGAUGUAGCACUGUCAUGGACGGGAUUGGAAGCUGAAGAGACAGACAGUGCUGGCUGGCUUUGCCAGGCCUGGGGCGGAGGUAACUGCUUCACCAUCUGUGAGAGGGGCAAGACACAGAGCAAGGGACACACACACAAUCACACACACACUAUAAUGCAGACAUACAUACAAAUGCAGCCACACACACAUACAUGCACAAGCAAUCACGAGCACAUGCUCACACACACUCUCAUCCUGCCAGCCUGUCUGUAAUCUCUGACUGACUGCCUGCUUUGGAUCAAGGCAGCUUAAUGAAACACUGCAGUCACAUUCAUCACACCCGAUUGAACUAGAAAAUCCCUCCUGGCACUCCCACACACACACACACACACACACACACACACACACACACACACACACACACACACACACACACACACACACACACACACACACACAGAGAGAGAGAGACAUACUCGCACAAUCUCAUGCAUAUAUACACCACACACAUGCCUAUAGGCAUUGACCUGCUUAUUGAUUUCCAAAAUAAAAGCAUGGUCUCAAACAGCAUUCAGACAAUACACAUAGAGUCUACCAUGACAGUGGCUAUAUUUCCAGUGUUUUUACAGCUCAAUCUUUAAUUCUUUGUUUCGUUUGUUGACUCUUAGUUUAAAAAAAAUCUUUUUUAUCUCUUGACAGCUUCUGCAAAAAAAAACAAAAAAAAGAUGUUUUCAAUAAUUUCCUAAAAUAUGUUUUGUAACUGAAUGCUCCUUAGUGUUGGUUGUGUUUUCCAUUGGGACAAUGAAAGGGGAUGACCCUUUUAAGAUAUAUUGUAUUGUGUAAUAACCCCUUUAUGAAUUGUGUUGUGAUGCUUCAAACGUAGUCGCCUUCAAGGCGUUGGCCAGUGGCGGUGGAAAAGACUCGACACCCCACAUAACCAAGAAACCGUCCUGCCUGCUGAUGAGCUCAGUCAUUCUAGAUGGACGACAAGUCCCACUGGCCAGAUUCGGAAUCAUGAAAGGUCACCUGUAAUGUUGGGACCACACCAUUGUGACACCUAAAGUUCGAGUGGGUCUCGUUUUUAACCUGAAGAAAACAACGAUGGCACUCAAAAAAGAAUGAUUGUAUUUGAUUGAAUUAAUUUGACUUUGAAAGCCUUGUGCCAAGCAAUAGGGCCACGUCUUGCUGUUAUGCUAUUUUGGAAGUGAAUAAAUAUAUUUUAUGACUUUC
Molecule: messenger RNA, 2519 nt
Organism: Osmerus eperlanus (European smelt)
Lineage: Eukaryota; Metazoa; Chordata; Actinopteri; Osmeriformes; Osmeridae
Product: carbonic anhydrase 1
Exons: 7
Coding region: 106-888 (260 amino acids)
Biological process (GO): regulation of pH; carbon dioxide transport
Molecular function (GO): zinc ion binding; carbonate dehydratase activity
Source: RefSeq, a predicted model, not a curated record